This is a messenger RNA of Amphiprion ocellaris (clown anemonefish), 2878 nucleotides long. It is a transcript of the gene tsg101a, whose product is annotated as tumor susceptibility 101a. Bases 348 to 1520 code for a protein of 390 amino acids. Gene Ontology annotation, molecular function: ubiquitin binding. The transcript is spliced from 10 exons. NCBI's taxonomy places the organism in Eukaryota, Metazoa, Chordata, Actinopteri, Pomacentridae. Gene Ontology annotation, biological process: protein modification process; protein transport; endosome to lysosome transport. Gene Ontology annotation, cellular component: ESCRT I complex. The record is from RefSeq and is a predicted model, not a curated record.
GACUAGCGGAAAUUCCUUUUGUUGACCAUAGGAUAUUUGUUUUCGGCCUCUCAUUAGAGCCACAUCGUAGCUGUUUUUGUCUUGUUUCUAUUCCUAAAUAAUUUAUUGAAUCUUGGGGCUUCGUCAACAGAGACUUUACUCGUACUAAACCGGAGAGUUUCAUACGGAAACCGAAUCACUGUCUUAACUGUAGUUGCCCCGAGGGUGGGCUAACGUUAGCCUAGCAUUCGCUGAAGUCCUGCUAGCUAGCGUUAGCUUGUGUUAGCUAUCCCUCUAGCUGGCUCAAAAGUCAGCUGUUUACUCGCUUAUCUUAGUUCGAGAACGGUUGAAAGAAACACCCAAGAAAUAUGGCAGUUGUCAACGAAGGCGCCCUGAAGAAAAUGCUGAAGCAAUACAAAUACAGAGAUUUGACUGUUCGUGAGAUAACCAACGUCAUCUCCCAGUAUAAGGACUUGAAGCCGGUUAUGGAUGCUUAUGUGUUUAAUGAUGGCUCCACAAGAGACCUGAUGAGCUUAACAGGGACUGUUCCUGUGAGCUACAGAGGCAAUGUCUACAACAUCCCAGUGUGUUUGUGGUUGUUGGAUACAUAUCCCUACAACCCUCCUAUAUGUUUCGUCAAACCUACCAGUGCCAUGAUGAUCAAAACUGGCAAGCACAUUGAUGCAAAUGGCAAGAUCUACCUGCCUUAUCUACACGAGUGGAAGCAUCCUCAGUCGGACUUGUAUGGUCUAAUUCAGGUGAUGAUUGUGGUGUUUGGAGAGGAACCUCCUGUGUUUUCUCGCCCCACCACACAAGCCCCCUACCAAGCCUUUCAAGCAGCUGGACCCCCUAAUCCUUCUUACAUGCCCGGUAUGCCUGCAGUCUCACCCUAUGGCCCAAAUCCUAACUCUGGAGGCUACCCAGGUUACCAGUAUCCAGGGGGAAACUCUUACCCAGCCAGUGCUGGACCCGCACACUACCCCACCCAGACUCCAGUCUCCACAGUGGGCCCGAGCAGAGAUGGUACCAUUGGCGAAGACACCAUUCGAGCAUCUCUGAUUUCAGCUGUGAGUGACAAGCUUCGCUGGAGGAUGAAGGAAGAGAUGGACAGAGCUCAGGCAGAGCUGGAUGCCCUGAAGCGAACGGAGGAGGACCUAAAGAAAGGUCAUCAGAAACUGGAGGAGAUGGUCUCAAGACUGGACCAGGAAGUGACUGAAGUUGACCGGAACAUCGAGCUGCUGAAGAGAAAGGACGAGGAGCUGAGUGAGGCCUUGGAGAAAAUGGAGAACCAGUCAGAGAACAAUGAUAUCGAUGAUGUCAUUGUGCCCACAGCUCCGCUGUACAAACAGAUCCUGAACCUUUAUGCUGAAGAGAACGCAAUUGAGGACACAAUCUUCUACCUGGGAGAAGCCCUCCGCAGAGGCGUCAUAGACCUGGAAGUUUUCCUCAAGCACGUACGUCUUCUGUCCAGGAAGCAGUUCCAGCUCCGUGCUCUCAUGCAGAAAGCCCGGAAGACUGCCGGUCUUAGUGACCUCUACUGACACAUUGACUACCUGGAAACAUUCAUAUCUUCACACCCUCUUACUCUUUUCUCUUCCUCCUGCCGUUUUAUUCCCUUUUUCAUGUUUCCCUCGAUAUCAACCAGCUGCUCAUUUUUAAAUUCAGAAAUCAGAACCACAGAAUUGUGAAAUCUCAGACUGUGGCCACAGUUGUAGUAUGACGCCAUUUGUAUUUUUGAUCAAACCAAACACUUCUAUCGGGUAAUUAUGCAGAAGCAAACAUGACCCAGACACGACAUCGUUCCUUUUGUGCCCCCAAUGUUCUAUAAAUAUCACUGUCGCCACUGUGAAUUAGGUACUGUGGUUGGCAUGAAAACUUGCUCAACACACGUCAUUAUGGUGAGUUUAGGUGGAAGUCUGUUGUGUGUACAGUGUGACUUUUGCCCAGAGUGUUUGUGCUGGGACUGUGCUGGCGUACAGCGAAUUUGUGUGUCAACCUGUAUACAGUAUGCUGCACUGCAGGGUAGCCCACAGGUUUUAAUAGCCCCUUCGCCAGACAAAGUUAUUUGGCUAGUAAGCACAAAUGUGUGGGCUAGGGGAGAGGGGCAUUGUCCGCAGCCCCAUAUGUCCACGCCAUCUAUUAUGAAAAGAGUUGGCUUUGGUGUCAAAACCCAAAGCUACUUUUCAGGAAGGACAGGUUCAGCCUCAGGAUUUAUGCUGCGAGUUCUAGGUCAGGUUCAGUAGCCAUGGAGUCGAAGGGAUCACUUUUUAUACAGUAGAAGAGACGAUAAACGUGAACCUGAACUGUCUUGUUUGGGUCACUUACCGAGCUGAAAUUAAGAGCUCUUAUGCCUCGUGACCACAACACUACACGUUUCCCCUUUUUGUGUCUCGUUGUGAGGUUUGAUUGUGUGUCAGCUGCUCAGGUCUACCCUCCAGUCUGACUGCAUUAACCAGUCAAUCGUGUACAGUAGUUGUUUUAACUCUGUACAGAGUUUGAAAGAACAUUUUACGGUGGAUGGCAGCCUUGGCAUACUUAAUUCUAAGGUAUUACAUAAGAAAUUCUCUGUUCAGUUUGUUUACUUUUCUUUUUUCCUUGUGCUGUCCACUUAUUCUCAGUCUUGCUGAGAAGUUUAAGUUUUCAGUAAAAGUAAGAUAAAAGUUAUGAAUAAAGCUGAGCGUUGGAGGGUACAAAAACAUAAACUAUUGUACUAAUCAGAAAAUUAACUUAUGUAAAGUUUGGUCUCUUUUAAAUUAGCCUUUUACUAAAUGCACUUUGAAUUGUAUGAUAGAAUAUCUACUGUUAUUUUUUUCUUGUUUUCAGUUCAACCAUAGACCACCUGUUCUUUUAUAUCUGUAGAUUUAUGUAAAUCAGUACAAAUAAAAGAAAUCUGAUUUAA